This is a messenger RNA of Xylaria bambusicola, 1076 nucleotides long. RefSeq lists its product as uncharacterized. Bases 180 to 713 code for a protein of 177 amino acids. The transcript has 2 exons. Lineage: Eukaryota; Fungi; Ascomycota; Sordariomycetes; Xylariales; Xylariaceae. The record is from RefSeq and is a predicted model, not a curated record.
GUUCAGCCAAUCAUACCUUUUCUGUGGGAGAUAGGGAACCGAAAAUGGGCUUCUAUGAAUGAACAUAAAUAGACAAGGUGAGUAGCAGAGGUUUUCGAAUUACAAGUGAUCACCACCGCAGCUCGAUGACUGAUUAGACCAUUCGAUGAUUUAUGUCAAGUUAAUAGAAAUCGACAACAAUGACGACUUGUUCACCAUCGGAGUACCCUAACUUUCAACCUUCGGGCUCUAUCACUUCGAAACCCUUGGGAUACCCAGGAUUUCAGCCAUCAAAAACCCCUACCCUUCAAUCAUUGGAGGGGCCCAGCUUCCAUUCAACGCCAAAAACUUGCCGCGAGAACCCGCAGCAUCAACUUCCAGAGAGCAGCAGAAUACCGUACGAAGAUUAUGAGAACUUUACGCUUGUUGGGAAAGAGGGUAAAUAUCGUGUCGAAAACCGGUCCUGGAACGAUGGAGACCUCAUGGUCUACGAGAUCGUAAGCGAAAAAGGCAACAAACUCGAGGCGCAACAGUUUGACCUCCGCCCUCUGCCUGACAAUCUGUACCAGGCACGAAAAAGAAGGAUUCACAGACUGAGGAAGGCUCACAGAAUUGUCGAGGAAAUCAGGUUAGAUGAGGUAAAAAUUCUAGUCACAUUGGCUACCAGACGCCCCCCUAGCUCCAUUGGGGAGAGAUCACCGAGACAGAGCGGCGACUUAUUACACUGCCUAUAACAGACUUGCCACGCGGUAAUAUUAUGACUUCGAAACGGAGUGGUCAAGCCACUCCUGGUAAAGGCCACAAUGGCUCUUUUUGCAGCAAGUGUAAUGAGUUGGGGGAAGGGGACGGGAUAUACUCCUGCCAGUGGAUUCCUUACUUUACGGCCUUUUUCUGCCACACGCCCUUCUUUUGAGCUGCCGGCAGCUUUAAUUUCAGCACUGACGCUCGUUUUACUUGUUUCGGUUAUCCUCAUGGCGAUGACUCUCUGAAGUACCCCCGAUAGCAUUUGCUAUUGGCUUCUCUCUUUGCACCAUCAUGUUUAGAUGGAGCAGUAGAGAGGUAAUAGCUUUGAUCAAUUAAGUAUUUUUAAGUUCUUU